UCAACCUGCUACUUCAGAAUCUGCCGUCAUGUACAGAGCAAUCCUAGUUUUUUAUUUCACAACUCUGGCCAUAUCCACAGGCUUGAGUAGCGAUAAUAAUCAUAGUCUCAAACGCUUCGGCAGAUCUCUGCUAUUUCCAGCUACCUCACCGACCCGUGUCCAGUUCAUUGGCGGCAUUGGCAUUCCCGUCGAAGAUCUGCCUUUCGAAUCCGUCACCUCGGGCUAUGUGCUAAAGACGGAGUAUUUUCUGCCAACUACCGCUCAGGAGAUAACCAGAGUUUACUUCAAGCCCCAACCCAUUACGGCUAGGAAGGAUAUCCUACAAACAAAUGAGCCGAUCAACACGGGCUCCAUUUACCGCUGGGUUCUCUAUCGAGGCAUCGAGAUGGUCCUGCAGAACAUUGACCUACCCGGUCGCAGUUGCCUGCUCCGCGUGAUCUGUGAGCAUGCUGCGCUGCCCUUGACCCAUGAGAGUGGUCUACUUGGCGAGCUCAUCCACAUUGUGCUAACCCCAUCGAGCUCCACGGAUCGAUAUGCUCUGCACUCGGAUCGGGAAUACCUAACCGCAGAGCGUUUUGGCAAACGUGGCGGCAACUGUGAGGCUGCCUAUAGCAGAAAGUGUCCAAAAUCUGCGCUGGCACUGAUAACAACUAUGCUGUGAGUGUGCUGAAAAUAAACAUGGAGUUGAUUUCAA
Drosophila grimshawi is the source of this 694-nucleotide messenger RNA. RefSeq lists its product as uncharacterized. The coding region runs from base 29 to 661 and encodes 210 amino acids. The record is from RefSeq and is a predicted model, not a curated record. The transcript has a single exon. Lineage: Eukaryota; Metazoa; Arthropoda; Insecta; Diptera; Drosophilidae.